AUGGCAAGCCCAAAGCAAACAGACGCAGACACCGGAGAUUCGAAAUUUCCUGCUGCUAAUGUGGAUUUAGAAUUGAAUCCAGGCAAGAACAAGAAUUUUGAAGAAGACAGUGGGCCAUCUCUAGUAGCUACCUCCAAGGAGAUUAAGGAACAAAUAGAGGCUGAAGAUAAGAAGAAAAAGGACCAGGAGAAGAAAGAUGCAAUCCAGACUCUCAAGAAAAGCGUUAUAGUCUCGGCGGUGAUCGUGGCUCUGGCAGGGGCAAUUUUUGCCAUAACCAAGAAAUUGAGAGAGAAAUGA
This is a messenger RNA of Prunus armeniaca (apricot), 297 nucleotides long. The record is from the annotation of a GenBank genome assembly. NCBI's taxonomy places the organism in Eukaryota, Viridiplantae, Streptophyta, Magnoliopsida, Rosales, Rosaceae.